Molecule: messenger RNA, 393 nt
Organism: Miscanthus lutarioriparius
Lineage: Eukaryota; Viridiplantae; Streptophyta; Magnoliopsida; Poales; Poaceae
Source: the annotation of a GenBank genome assembly
AUGGCGGUCCCCCGCGGGCGCCUCCCCCUGGUCGCCGCCGUCGCCGUGUUCCUCGCGUUCCUCUGCUGCCGCGGCGAGGCGGCGGCGAGGGAGCUCAAGGUCGGGUACUACGCCGAGACGUGCCCGGAGGCCGAGGACAUCGUCCGCGAGACCAUGGCGCGCGCGCGCGCGCGCGAGGCCCGCAGCGUCGCCUCCGUCAUGCGCCUCCAGUUCCACGACUGCUUCGUCAACCGUUUCGCUUCCGCUGUCUGCCGUUUCCGGUUCAAAUCCGCGUCCCCUUUGUCUGCCGGUUGCACUCCAGAAUCCAGCGUUUCGCUGCCUGGCGUUUCCAGUGCAGAACUCUGCGUUGAUCGUGUUCCCGCAGCAUUCAGUUUCAGGAUCCACCGCGAAUAA